AUGGAGAGUGAAUUUGUGCCAGUAUCGAGGGAGUUCAAAAGUCAUGUUACUGGAAGGGAUGGAGCCGUUUUAAAUACAAUAAGACAGACGUCUGGGGCGACAAUCACCUCAACAGAGGGAGACGAGGAAGGAUUUAUUAUAUUUGGGGAUUCAGAGCAGAGAGAAAUAGCAAGGAAACUUAUUUUGGAAAAGGUGGUAAGUUUUUUUAAAAAUGCAGAUCUAAAAACUGUCCACUCUCGGAUAAGACUAGCUCUGAUCACAUAGAUAGAUGGUUAUGACGAACCAUAUGCAUGUUUAAUUAAAACAAAUUAAUUUUUUUAAUUAAAAAAAAAUCCGUUUCAUCUAAUUGGAGCGGGGAUCAGUAAGGAUGUUAUAAGCUUUCCCUCUACAUAUUACAAUUCAGUUUUAUUUUCUUGAAAGUUUAAAACUUCUAUAUCAAUUUCUUCACAGGAGGAGAUAGAGAUUAAUACUUUUGAGGAGAUGGAAAUUCCAUCCAGAUAUAAAGGUUUAAUAAUUGGUAGGCACGGAGCUAAUCUUCAUGAGUUAAGCAACGAAACAGGAGCAGAAGUAACGCGGAAAGGAGGGGAGGUGCAUAUUACGAAAGGAACAAAGAAGCAAAGGAAACAUGUUAAACAGCUCAUUGGAAUAAAAAUUGUAAGCAGUUUUUAAUAUCAAUUUUUUAAUAUCGCAAUGAGUACGUUUUUGUCGCAUCAUGAGCAUUGUGUUUACCCAUAAAAGCGUUUGCUUCCAUCACAAGAUAUCAUCAAGUUUCAAUUUUCGCGCGGCACUUACUGCCAAUGUUGUGAUGUUCGUUUUUCUGGCUAGGUAACAUCAUCCUUACUCACGAAUGCUGUGGACAGUAAUAAAAAGGGGAGAUUUUGAGGCAGCCAUCUACAGUUGUUUUUUCUUAAUCACAAAGAAUGAUCUAUAAAAUUACUAAAGAAGACUUCAAUUUCAGGCUAGAGCAAGACUGAGAGGGGUAAGAAACGAAUUUAAUAAAGUCUGUGGCUUCAUUGAUGGCUGGAAUCUCUCUGAAAACUGUAAACUGAAGUUGGUUUUGGUCCCUGAAAAAGAAGAGCAAUAUCGACUGAGACCUUCAAGUGAAGUAGGCCAACAGGUGUGUUGUCCUUAAUAUACUAAUCGUUGGCAAAAAUAACGACAACUUUGUGUAGGGCUAUAUACUUUGGUUGGCCAUAAACGAGGACCUUAAAAUGGGCUUGAUUUAAUACCUUUUUAUAACAAGAUAAUGUAAACUUAUCAUGGCAGUGUGUUAGAGAGUUGAACUUGUGAUCUGAUGGUCGCGGGCUUAAGUUCUCUACCCUUCUUCUUAAUGAAUUCAUUUUUGCGGCGUUUACACAGCCUGCCCGUUGGUCUGCUAUCAAUUAAAUGUAUGUAGACUAGGUGUUUUUCAUUCUUCAAGGGUCACAACGAAAAAUACUGAGUCACUAGUAUCUGUGCCACACUUAUCAUAAAGAUUUGUUACCGACAAAAGAUAUCUGGUGGAAUCUCCUUUUUAGGACCUUCCUUCUCCAUGGUGCCAACCAAAUGAAAUGUAGGUUUUGGAAAGAGAUUUCACAGUCGCCGUUAAUAUGUAAAUUUGAUUGUACGGAAAAAAUCUGGUCUAGAGACCCAAACCCUCAAAAUUCAUCGUUAUCCACCAUCAAACCGGCUCACGAAGAAGGCCUCCUUAAAAUAAUUUUCUCUCGAAAUAAUUCAAAAGAUCAAUGCAUUUUCUUUUCCAUUUUUUUUUUCGCUUUUUGAGAAUUGGCUCGAUUUAUAUACGUUCAAUGUUUUUGUCGAUAAGUCUCCGAUCAGCGCGAAAAAGGAAACCUAUAUACAGUCCAAAAAUAAUCCCCUGGUCUCGUCAGCGGUUUCCGUUUCUUAAUAUCAAGUGUUGCCUGAAAUCGUGAGGUGCUUCUCUUUUAAAGACGUCUUAUAUGUGGUGCUGAUGAUCAGCCUAAAAUUGGGGGAAAACGAAGCUCAUGAAGCUACAAAUCCUCAUUCAAAAACCUUUUUGACGUUAGUUAGAGUAUCAUCUAGUUUUUGGAAACAUGUCUUGUCCUGGUUGCGCGAUUAUAACAUCUCUGUUGAUAGCCUUGAAGAGGAAGAUGUCAUUUUUGUUAAGUUCGAUAUUGCAGAAUAUUUUCUCCUGUUUAACCAUAUUCUGCUUCUGGGUAAGUUUUAUAUUUACUCACGGAAAUACUGGAAUGGUAUACCUUCUCUUCAAGGUUUUAUAGCCAGGACAAGGCGUAUUUACAAUAUCGAACUCCAUAUUGCCGGGAAAGAGACAAAUUAGACAAUCAUUUUAGAAAGUGGGAAAAGUUAAUAAGCAUUUUUACGAAUAAGUAAAGUCAUGAUUAAUUUCCAUGAUUAGUUUUAAAGUGAUGCCAUGGUAACUUACAUACUAGGUAACUGUAUUGCUAUAAUAGCUUUGUGUGUGUGUUUAACUUGAUAUUCUUCUAUUUGUACUAUACAAGUGAGUGCAUGUGUGUGUCUUUUUCUCUCUCUCUUUUUUCUUUCUUAAUUUCUAUUUUGUAUGUGAAUGUGAGAAAUGCUUUAUUAAAACAAAAAAAUAAAUUAAAAAAAAAAUCUUGGGCUCUUUUGUUAUCAGAAAUCUGUGAGCGACUCGCGUUAUCUGUCCAAACUUCAAGACGCUGUGUUGGAAUCACUCCGUAAAAUGAAACGCCAUGGAGAAGCAAAGAAUCCUUUAGAGGCUGAUAUCUGGUGUCAUUUUGGAUCGGCUGUGAUCCGCGGACCUAAUGAAGGUAAGUGACCGGCAUAUAUAUUUGCAUGUAUAUUUGCCUGUAUACCCAUAGAAAACUGAAACAUCUUCCCUUCCUGUGAACAAGCACCACACGGGGCAAAUUCUCGGAUUUGAAUUUGCUAAAGGCCUUUGGUUUGGAGGAAACAAUGAGAAUACUUUGAACGCAAAAAACAACGAAAAAGAUUUAAUUUUUCUAGCAUUAUAAAUAUUUUCUAUUCAGAGUUAAGUUUAACUAACAGCUGCUCGCUCCGUUUGAAGCCUUUACUUACCCGGCGCUUCGCGGUUAAAGUGAAAGAACUUUAGAAAUUAUCAACUAGAAUUCCCCAUAAGAAAAAGUUGGCAUUUUUUUUACUAGGAAAUUGUUGCUAAAAAAUAACGAAAAUCUACUGAAAAUCUUAUUUACACGAGAAGAAAAACCACUUACAAAGUAAAUGAACAUUCAAGAUUUCUGAGAAAUCAGUUUUCCUGUCUACGAUUUCAGCUUUCACUUGAUAGUUUUUGCCAAGUUUAAGCGUUUUAAGCACUUGUUUUACAUUUUAACGAGGACUCCAUAAAAGCACUUUAUUCAAACUGAGGCAAUAGAAAUAAAAUUGGUUCAAGGAAAACAGUGUGCCGCGAGUAGGCAAGCUAGCUGGACAGUAUUAGAAUCAGUACACACGGCUCUAUGUUGUUGUUUUCGAUUUUGCCGCUUUUGUCGUGGUGCAGGCUAAUAAUGUUAUUAACCGAAAUAAUCGAAAUAAAUUUUACCCGUUGAAACUGUACACCCGACCUUCAUUUCGAUGAAAAACUUUCAGAACUUUUCAAAGCUGCUUCCUAGGCUUGCAAACUUUUUAAAAACUUUCCGUACAGAUUAUCAGAUUGCAAUCGUAGUGGUAGGCCAAUUCUGGCCACAAAAAUAGCGUUUUCUCCAUCCAAGUUGAAGUAUUCUUCAGUAGCACCAUGUAGUUUGUGCCUUCAUCUCACAUAUCGCUUUUUCUCGAUGGUUUUCUUUACAAUUUCUGCCUAGUUUCUCCGUGUCAUUGCUUUCAUUCAGCCUUAAAUUAAUUACAGCUUCGCCUUUGUGGCCGAUAUUUCAUUCAGUUUCCGGUGCUUUAAUUGGUUUAUCGCACGUUCUGACGGUUUUCAUGAGAAUUAGCGACUAGAUCACAAAAUGAUAUUAAAUUUAUCAUUUUAUAAUAUAAACUACAGUAUUCUACAAGGAUUUUCCAGCCCUUAGGAAAGCUGUGACAACACACGUGGAAAAAAAAAUAAAACGAUAUUUUUUUUACGCACGUUUGAUAUCGCCAAUCAGCUGCUGACACGUCUCUCGCCUUUCGGAAUUUUUCGGACUAUGGAUGCUAAAACACUGAAAAAUCCAUAUCGCUUACAAACAGUGACUUGCUUUAGUGAUGGCAUAUCUCGUGGCUGAGAACGAAAGUCAAUAACUAAAAGAUUUGCCACAGGCCGAUUUUGACCUUGUACCUGAGAGAAUUCUUCUGUCGGUAAGGACCAAUUUAAUAACUGAGAAUUUUGAAAACUAGGUCCGUUGUUUUUUUUUGUAGUGAUUCAAUGCAUGUUUUCAUCCUGAGUGCGCCAACGCACUUUACGAUUUUUAUUCGAAGUGUCGAUCCUUUUAUUUCCAUUCAUUGAUUAAGUGGACUUCUCUUGUCAGUAAAGGGCUAUUGCGUUUAUGUGAUAAACAAAGUAAAACAUGAUUGCUUGUAGAAAUGAAAUUUCUCUUUCGUGUUCAACUUGACAUCUCACUAGGUAGUUUAGUGUUAACAACUGGGUUGAAAACGUAAAUUAGCCACCGUAAAGGGUAAAAAAGCUGACGUUUCGAGCGUUAGCCCUUCGUCAGAGCGAUGUGAUAAACAAAGUAAAACAUGAUUGCUUGUAGAAAUGAAAUUUCUCUUUCGUGUUCAACUUGACAUCUCACUAGGUAAUUUAGUGUUAACAACUGGGUUGAAAACGUAAAUUAGCCACCGUAAAGGGUAAAAAAGCUGACGUUUCGAGCGUUAGCCCUUCGUCCAUCGCUCUGACGAAGGGCUAACGCUCGAAACGUCAGCUUUUUUACCCUUUACGGUGGCUAAUUUACGUUUUACCCCUUUACCCUUUCGAUAACUUUACACUUUCAUUUCACUUUUGUUUAUGUUUUGCUCUUUUUUCCAUUGGUAUAUGAAGGUCACAUUGUAUUUCGUUUGGCAAUUGCAUAAUUCAGGGCGAUUUUGAGUAGAAAUUACAAGUAUGAUUUCAGACCAUAACUGCUCGACACAGAGUUUAAUUACCACUUUAUUACAUCUUCUUUAAAAUCGUCAAAAUUUGUUGCUAAAGUGCACGUUGUUUUAGUCUUAACAAAUCUUUAAUUGAUCUAGUUUUGAGCUGGUUUUUAAAAAGUUAAAAAGUUGUCUUUCACUUUCCUGCAGUUUGAUUGGUUUGUUGUGUUUUAGUUAAGUUAUAUCAUUGGCAGGGAAAAAGAUGCGAUUAAGAGCACGAAAUCGUGCGAUUCGUAAAUAAAUCGCACUGAUGAGAGCCAACCAGAUUUGCAAGGAUCACCAGUGAUUUCACUUGAAAUGGAUGUAAUGAAGUGUGAUAUUACCAUUAAGCGCUCAGCGCUAUAUGAGUAUUCAUUAUCAUCAUUCUUAACUUAUUAAAUGCAAUAUCUUCCCUUCCUCUUACACACUCAAGCAUUCAAAUCAAAGAUGUUCAAAUUUGUGAUUAUCAACAAUACAAACUAAGCUCAAAUAAAGUCUGUUUCCCAUCAGGAGAGUGGAGUAUAGAUGAUGCAACAACAAGGUUUGAAUAUUCUGCCGAUGGAAAUUAUUGGAAGGUUGCAUUUCAAGAAGGCGUGGAUUUCAUAGCAGAUUUAUUUCAGAAUUAUUUCUAUGAAAAUACGCCGAAAGAAUAUCGUAAUUACGCCGCAAGAUUUGACUUAGCAUUCGUUACUCCAUGCAGUCAUCAAUUGAGAUGCAAGGUAAGUCAGUUCAAGGGUCUGAUUACAUGGGCGGCGACUCGCCCAAUUUUUAACAACAGGCUUGGUUAAAUUUUCCACAAAGUCGGUGGCUUUUAUGAUACUAAAAGCAAUUCAUUACAGGACGAAAACUUUAAAAAUAAUGGCUGGUAAAUAAAGAAAUAAAAUUCGAAUGAACUAAGGUGUUCUUAUCGUUGUACAUUGUGGGCAGUUUCGAAGUUGUUUCUUUGCACAUCAAGAAAGCUGAACCAAACCGUAAGGGCCGGUUUCUUACAUAGGCCUAACCCAAACCGCAAUUUUACAGAGACAGUGGGCCUCAGGGAUUCUCCUCUGGAGGGAACGUUGAUUCCAUUGAAUAAUUGUCCUUUAACUAUUAGCUAUCGGCUCUCUUUACACUGUUCACAAAAGUAAAUGUUCAGAUAAAAGGAUCUUCUACAUUAAAGAUGGCUUGGAGUGCCGUUUUGUUAAACAACAGCUAAACCUUGUUAGCAUAACUGGCCUUAACAGUUUUGAAUAAGCACCGACUACACCAAGUUGCCUUGUGUCAAAACGAUAAAACUUUGGUUUAAGUAAGCUUAAUGCUAUUAUCAUAUAGCCAUUAAUGUUAAAUAUCUACUUAUCAAGCCACGGCAAAAACAAAACAGAGCAUUUCGAAUGGGAAAGCUGAAAGAAUUCAUUAUUAGUUGCAAUAAUUUUUUCUCAAAAGCUUAACAUGCAUUCUUUUCAGGUCUGGGUAGUGAAAAAGGAUGUUGAGGAGAAGUUUGAAAGAAUCCCAACCCCAGCCACUGACGUCAGAAAUAUCAUGGAGGAGAUUCACUUCACCGAUGAAUCCACUCGGUCACGAUGUGGAGGUUGGGUGGUUCUCCCAUCACGGAGAUAUUUACAAGCCGAUAUUUUGUUUCCCGGGUGCGAGUUUGAUUGCAGACUCAUAAUCAAUGAACAUGCAGGUAUUUUCGCUGUAAUUAGAAUAAAAAAAAAAUUUAAGUUUAUAGAUUACCUUCUACUUCAUCCCAAAUAUCUUGCAGUCUUGGAAUCCACACUGAAUCGAGAAAAAAUAAAGACUCCAAUUAAUCCAAGCUUUCCACAUUUUAAUUUAUUUUAUUGAACGUAAAUUUUCUUCAAUGACGUAUUUUAAAAAACGAAUAUGCAGUUUUUCUUUCAUCUCACCCGAUAUAUUGCGAGAUACAUUUUUGUAGUUUGCUUCUAUCACCACAAAAUUUAAUAUAUUACUACACUCUUUCCUCCCAAAUCAUUUUUUUGCCCUUAUUUAAGUACAACAGUCAGGGUUUACGGAAUCGGAAUAAUCGUGGAAUCAUCAAUUCUGCGAUUUUGUUCGAAAAGGUCCCAAAAGAAGGCCUGCCAGAGGGAUAUAUAGUGGAGUGCAAUUUGGGCUGAAUCAUUCGCGUGAUUUUAGAAUUGAACGAGCGCGCAGCGCCAGUUUGAUUUGAAAUCACAAAUAUGAUUUCAGACCAAAAUUGCACGACACGAGGUUCAAUUACCACUUUAUUACAUCCAUUUUGAAAUCGUGCAAAUACAGGAUUUGGUCAGUUCAAAUAUUUAAUUGACGCAGUACUGAGCCGGUUUGAAAUUAAAUUCAUCCAUUUUUUGAGGGGAAAAGAUAAGAGUUUUUAAAACAAAAGUUGCCACGUGAAUAUGAAAGCGAUCUUCGCAGUAAUGAACACUACUUGAGCAGUAGAAGCCUUGAAAUCUGGUUGGUUGUUUUGUUUUUAGUGUAGCUUCCUCAAAGCAAAAAAUGGUGCGAUUCGUAAAUAAAUCGCACCAAUUAGAGCCAAUCAGAUUACAGGGACCACCAGUGAUUUCAAAAUGGUGAUUUUCAAAAUGGGUGUAAUAAAAAUGAUUAAUUAGCCUCUUGUAAAUUUCUUUCUCUGUAUAUAUUUGAUUAGGAAGGGCCAACAAGGUAGAUUAUGCGCCCGAAGAAGAAGUAAUACGUAUGUUAGCAAGAUAUCUCUCUGGGCUGACUUUUACCGAUGAUGACACGUUUGGCCUACGACUCCCUGAGAAGGAGAUGCCUAGGGGAUUUCAUUUGACUCACAUGCGGCUUGCCAAACGAAAUGUGUACACGUCUAAACCCGGUUUCAGUGUCAUCCUGUCUAGAGAAAAAUCUUGGAGCGCUGAUGUGAAAGAUGGAACAUUCAGAGAAUCGGUAUCGACUCUGCUUCAUUUUUCCCCGUAAUUAAUGACUUCCAUAAUUUUUGCCAUACUCUCUUGAUUCACUCCUGAAAUAUUUUGACAACUUUGAAACAGCGCUGAAAUGAAUUGUUUAACAAUAGCGGAUAUCCAUCAGAAUCAAAUUGUGUAGAAACGUCGAAGUGGCGAGACUACGUUCUUUUACUUUUAACUAUGGGCAAUUUCACAUCUGAACUUUUUAUGCGCAGUAGAUUUUACUCUUACACCAUGUAAUGCUUUCAUGCUGUAUUAAUGAAUUCUGUUUACUUGUUUCGUCGGGUUAAUAACUCUCUCCCUUUUUUGCGAAACUUCAGCACCCUUUUAAAAUAAAUUUCUCAGUCACGUAUAAUGUAACUUUUCCUUAGUUCAGUUCCUGUGAAAGUAUUCGGGUUGAUUCUAAGUUCAUUUAUUAUCAUCAUCGUAUACUUCUUUCAUUAAGGUAACUUACUAUUCACAGAAAAUACCAAAAAAACGGCGUUUCUCCUGCUCUCUACCCAUGCCAAUCUCUGCCCUCAUACCCUAUUAUAGGCAUGGCUUGGUUACCACAACCCCAACUCAAAUCAAGGUUAUAUUAUGAUUUCUUUCCACUUCUUUUUUUGGUAGACUGAUGUACACCUACAUUGCGAAGAGUGGGACAGGCUUCUCAGUGGUGGGCAGUGGCAACCAGAGAAUUUAGUGAGAAAGCUACCAGAGUUUCUCGAGUUUGUCAAGGAAGUUCAAUGCUUUGUUGUUGCUGCCUUAAAGAGCAAUGGAGUAGAAAGAAAAGGUAAAAUUGAUGAAAAGCCACGGACAUCAAGGCAUGGGCGAUGGGAUUGAUGUAAAUUUUCAGUAUGUCUAAAUGAGGUGGAACUGAAAGUGACACAUAGACGUGCUUCGUUAUAAAGAGGAAUCUAAUGGCUAAUGGAACGAGGAAUAGAAGAAUUACAUUUAAACAAUGGGGGCUUUUUCCCAAGGCAUUGCUUGCCUGAGAAUCUCGGGGGACGCAAAGGGAGCAUUGCCAUGGCAUGCAGUUGUGAUCAUAUUGUGAAAAAUUAUUUGAAUAAUGUUGAGGAGUGCAUCGAUGCUCACACUGAGGCAAUAUUUCAAAAAUCAAGUAUACCUAACGUUAGAUAUCUAUAAUCUGUAAUAGACAGUGUACACCUCAAUGUACAAAUAGGACAAAUCCAAGAAAGGUUUCUGUUUUCCAAAGGUACCAAAUGUGUAUGUAUUCUUAGCUCUAAAACGCCUGAACUGAAACUAUUCCUUUUGACAUAAAUCCAUCUUGUUGUUGUUUUUGUUGUUUUUUUUUUAACUUCUUUCACUGCUUUUGAACCCAGUUAUCUGAUACACAUAAGUAUAUUAAAAACGGUUUUGAUUAAGUCUGUUUUUUUUUGUACCUUGCCAGUUAUUUUGUCGUAAAUAAGUAUGAGCUAGUAUGAGUUAGAAGGAGCCUAUUAUUUCAACCCGUUGUGGUUUCUCGUGGGCUUCUUUGCACUUUUAUUAUAUCGCUCCUAACAUCUCAAUUUCAUUAAUGGUUAUAAAAGUACAGCUUGGAAAUAGAUUGUUUUAAUAAGUUGGCAGGUUCACAUUGCAUAACUAAACUACGAGUAUCAUUUCCGUUUGUUGCAGUUCCUCCAGCGAUUCGUGCUCGAGGUCCUCUAGCUUUGGCAACCUACUUAAAUGCUCUAGCCGAUGGUCAAGCUUGCGUCAAGAGAGUGCCUCUGAUGAUAGUUGGACAAGAUCGGUCUGGUAAAACCAGCGUGAAGAAGUCCUUGAAGGGGAUUUGCUUCAACCCUGAUGAAGAUAGCACAUUGGGAAUUGAGAUCGAUCGUUAUCAUUUUAAAGUAACCACUGAAGUAUGGAAGACAGGAGAAAAAGACGAGGACACCAACACUGAUACUACAGUUAUUUCAUUUGAGCAUAAUGCAGCACGGUGGGUUGCAGACAAAUUGACGACGCAUGAAAAAAUUGCUGAAGUCAAAAAAACAAGUUCAGCCGAGUCAGCUGGCUAUGAUUUUGAAGUAUUUGACGCCCCAGAGAAAAGUGAACCCAAUGAGAUUCCAAGUUAUGCAGACCUUCUAGGAUCAUCUAGAAAACCAGCAAAAACCAAUACCACCAACGAUGAACCGCAUUUACCAACGACGGAAGUACGAAGUCCUACAGAAUUAGAACCAGAUGAAGAUUUGCUUACCACCACGCUGGAAAAAUUGCCAGAUUUCGACGAUGUUGCGAAGUUACUUCCCCAGCUCUUUCGAGACAACUGGGAAGAUGAUAAAGAAGACAUCUAUUCAAUGAUAUGGGACUUCGCUGGACAGUCAGUGUAUUACGUGACGCACCCCCUCUUUCUCACAAGAAGAGCAAUCUACUUUUUGGUCUAUGACUUGAGAAGAAAUCCAAGAGACAAAGCCACAUCAUUAGUGAAGCAGGGAGUUUAUAGAAAAAUUGAAGAUAAAUGUAAUCUGAAAACGAACUUAGAUUACUUAGACUUUUGGAUGAGUUCUUUGGCUGCCUUAGGGAGUGAUUGCCAACAAGUGAACCGCGAAAAUUUAGUGUCAUUGAAGAAAUUUCCUGCCGUUUUCCUGGUGUGCACACAUGCUGAUCAGCCCUAUUGCAAUCGUAAUCCAUUUGAACUAGCCAAUGAAAUAUUUGGCGACUUAAGGAACAAGCCAUAUGGUGCCCACUUGUUUGACGUGUUUUGUGUCGAUAACACAAAGUCAGGCACUGAAUCCGAAUGUAAAGAAAUCAUGCGCUUAAGAAAGGACGUACAUGACGUUUCUAAAGAGUUACCACACGUAACCGAGGCUAUUCCGAUCAAGUGGUUGAAAUACGAAAAGGCAUUUCGCGUCCUUAAGGAAAAGGAUCACAAGUUCAUCUCCCUCUCGACAGCGAAAAAAAUCGCUUCGAAGAUUUGUAACAUUAACGACAACGAAGUGCAGACAGUGCUUACCUUUUUGCACGAUCUGCGAGUGUUGAUUCACUUUGACGACUCUCCAGAAUUGAGUGAGUUAGUUACUUUGGAUAUUCAGUGGUUGAUUGACGUGUUCAAGAAUGUAAUAACUGUCAGGGCCUAUCACGAAGAGAGAGACUUUGCUCCUCUUUGGGAAAAACUGGAGAAAACAGGAAUCUUGGAAGAAAACCUCCUCAAACAUGUUUGGAACUCUUUGGUUCCUCAGAAAAAAACCCACGGAAGUCUUAUUGCGAUUAUGGAAAAAUUCAGCUUGAUGUGUCCUUGGCCAUCAUCAGAUGACUUGUGCAACAAACAUUACUUGGUGCCAUCUAUGUUGCGAACACUUCCACCAAAGCAGAUAAGUGAUCUAGUAAACUCUGCCCAACUCCCCUCUCUUUUUCUCAAAUUUGAUACAGGUCGGGCCCCGCCUGGCCUAUUUCCCCGAUUUGUGCUGGAAUUUUUUCAGUGGUGUAGAAAGGAAUUUCCCGGCGUAGAUCUGCCCAAAACUUAUAUCAAUUUUGCCAGAUUCAACAUCUUUCCGAAUCAAAGCCUCUCCCUGGUUCUCCUUUGCCACUCUUCCACAAUUGAGGUCGUUGUCCUCAGUGUAAAAAGUGCUAUUGAUGUGGUCGAUGUGGACUCAAUUCGAGCUUUUCGUAACCAGCUAACCUUGAUCAUUGAUCGGGUGUGGAAAAAAUUCUUUUGGGUGAAGAACAUCAGAUGCGAAGUGAGUUACCUUUGUCCUGUUUGUUCCUAUGGACGCGUGGCAAGCUUCUGCCCACAACACCACGAGGAAAGUUGUAAGCAAGAGGAAUGCCUUCAUUUCAUUCCAGAGUCAGAUUUAAGCAAUGAAAAGCAGGUCGUGUGUACCAACUCUGUAACUGCUUUGGAUAACAGGAUUCAUGCCGAACAGUUUGCUCCUUGGAUUUCUUCUAGUAAGGAAAAGGUAAGAAAAAUGUUUUUUUCCUGGCAUGAUUUAGUAACACACUCGAUUAGCUGGUACGUUUGGGCAGCAAGAUUGUUACAAUCAUUCGUUGUCAAAUUCUCGGCAAUUCUAAAUACGAGCAAAGAGAGAACUGAUCGUGUAUGGUAAUGCAUCUAUAAUAUUUUACAAAAACAGAGAGAAUUGUUGAAUUGUUGGUGAUUAUAACGUUCUUUCUUUCUAAAAUAUUUAUUUCAGUAUAACUUAGAUUGCCUUGCCAAAACCAUCAAAAGAUACCAAAAUAUCCCCCUUAGCAUUGCCAUGAUCGAUAAUUUUUAUAAUAUGUUAAACGGCGAAUAGCAAAUAUUUGCUGCUUUUACGUGUGAACGCAAUGUGAUCUCGACUUUUAUAAAAAUUUUUAAAUAAUUGAAAGUGUUUCUCGAAGCCCUUUUUGCCUUUAUGCCGAGGAGAUUUGCCUGAGUCUUUUUUGAAUGUCAUUUGAUGUCAGGUCACAUUAAGACUGGCCUUUUUACGGAGUAUCACGCUCCCCUCUAGAUACACGACUGACUGAUUGGGCAAUUAUUCGUUUUCAUUCGUUCGCACUGAUUUCGCCGAAAUGAGUGGGAACGAGUGAAAACGGUUCAAUUCACCCAUAAGAGCCCAUAUUGGCGACUUUUUUUAUUAUUUUCAUCAACAGCAUAUAGCGACUCAUCAACGUGAAGGGGGGCCUCAAUUUGGGAAAGGUUAGCCACCACUUUUAUCUCUCGAUUACACACUUCGUGUCAGUCGAUUUGUUUCAACGAUGAAAGACGUUUCUUUCCACAGUUAUUCUGUAGUUUCGUAUUUUAAGCUUACCAUAAACGAUUCCUAUCGUCCAAUCAAAUUUUUUUCUUUGAAAUAGGUAUCUCAGAUGGAUAUCAGAGGAAAUCACCCGUGUUGCCAAGCGAAGCUGUGGCAACACUUCAGCUACAACGACUAAGUGUAGACGUUGAAAGUGACAUGUUGCUAGUUCCUUUUGCACAAGGUCAGUUUCUUCCUUUUUGCUUGUUUUACAUUUGCUCAUUUUAUAUUAUUGUUAAUUUUUCGCAUUUUAUAAUUUCUGUUUACUUACAAGGGGCUUGAAUGCAUCCUUUUCUAACCUAGCAGGGAACCCAGGAUAUUGUCAAGUCCAGCCUCUCGUUGCUGAACAGUUCGAAGGAGAAUUUAACCAACUUCAGGAUGCCGUUAAUGAGAGCAAAGGGACACUUGUUCCUGUUUCAGAGGGUCAUUAUGAUAUGGUUGUUUUUUCUUAAGUUUUAUAUCAAGAAUAUGCUCUUUCUUGCCUGUCGUUAUUGCCUAUCGUUAAGGGUGUUCUUACUAUACUUUUGCCAUCGAAACAAUUAUAAAAACGUUUUUCCGUGCAGAAUAAUGAAUAAUAAGUACAUUUGCGCAUUUUAGAGUAUGGAGAAAAAUCUCUUGCGCUACCUCACGAUGUUUCCCAGUCUCUCAAGUCCGAAUCAGUCUCUGCAAAAGAUAUUGUCUGUAAACUGCUGAAUCUUUCAUCGCUGAAAGCUCCAGCUCCUGACGAUAGAAAAUGGAUCCGUUGUCAUACGAGGGAUGCUAAGGAUUAUGAUAGAACUGAUGGGGUUAAUUUCUCGAGAGAAUAUGCGCCAGCGUGAACAACAGAUAAAAAUUAAACGUCCAUUCCACCUCAGUGGUUCAUAAUUGCCAGGGCUCGUCACUGUAGAGCACUUCUAGGGUAAAUAUUGUUACUACUUAUCUUAGAUGGGCUACUGAUUCUUCACAGGUAUCCCUCCCCCCGGCAUUUCGCUGGCACUAAUAAAUACUUAGGCGAGGGAGGGAGUCCAAUGGGGAGAAAUUGACCUUCUCAACAUAACAAGCCGGGCAGGGCUCGAGCCCGGACCACUCGAUCCAGAUUACAGAGCGUGGACCCUUAGCACACCGUAUCUCAGAGUACAUUGAACAUCGCCUAGAUAAGCACGAUCUUUGACUUAUCUUCCUUUCCUUUUAUUUCCUUUUUUCAGUGUUGAGCACUUUCAUCACUCAAAAUUUUUUGUUUGUAAUUCUUUCCUAGGUGGAAAUGAGGAGACAUCAAUGAUACCUUGCAAAUCUGUAACAUCCGUUCAGCUACAACCACAAGUAGGCGUUGAAAGCGACGGAAAACUGGUUCCUUUUGCACAAAGUUAGUCUCUAUUCAUCUUUUUUCGGUUGUAAAAUUGUUUCAUCCUCAGCGCACUCAAAAGUGUGUUAUUAUAUACAUACUUGAGAUUUACUCCCCGUUUUCUUAACCCGCCUUAACAAUUCUGGUAGGCAAUCAGAGCAGCGAUAUGGCUUUCUUACACGUGCGUAAAGCGUUCGUCCAAUCAGGAGAGACUUGUCAAAUCAUACCACUGAUUUCAUUCAAUUUUCACCAUCAAUUUUAACUCGUCCUCGUCUUCAGCAGAAGCACAUAAGCAACAAACUCAUAAACGUAUAAAAUGCAUUUUUGUCUCCUCAGACGACGACGACAGUCCACCUUUUGACAUAGUAAGAACCAGCCGCGUUGAAAAACUAAAUACUUAUUUUUGUUCAGCUUUUCCCCCUUUUUAUUCAGUAUAUUACCGAAUGAAUACUUGCGAAAAACUAAUUCGUUGUUAUGAAAUUGUCAUGCUGUAAGCUUAGUUAAUUCAAUUCAGCAUUUUAUUUUAUUAUUUCAAGCCUUGAUUUAACUUGAAGGCACCUUUUUGUAAGUUACCUAGAAAGCCUUCAAAACUAUAUGGAUACUUGUACAAGCGAUUUAAUAAAUCACCUUGAAUUGCAAGAAAGUUUUUAUUUAAUAAACAAACUGACUCACUCGCUCGCAAAGCCUUGCUUGUUCGUUUUGUGAAAAGAAACUCGUGCGUAAAUAUCGCACGUCAUCGCUUUUCAUGAAAAUGAUUCAUUAACUUCGUGAGAGUCCAGAAUCGUUACUCACCAUAACACCUUCGUUUGCAACACUCCUACAGGAAAUUUUCAAAUUCAGACAUCCGCUGCAAAUCAACUAGAACGUGCCUAUUCACGGCGAGAUGCAUUUCAGGGGAGCGAUGGGACGCUGGUCCCUUUUUCACAAGGUAACUCGGCUUUUCUUUCUACCAUUUUGGUUGUUUGAUUUAAGUUGAGUGCAACGUGCAAUACCCUCGUUGCUUAGUUUAAGUUGAGUGCAGGGUGCGUUACCCCCGUUGCCGAUCAUUCAUAGUUUUCCUUCCAUUUCUGUAUCAGGUUGGCCCUUUUUCUCUCAUGUUCAUUACCUUUUUCGGUCAUUACCUUUUACCUUUUUUUUUUAGGCACAUUUUGUUUAUCGCUGUCGUUGUUUUCCGAUAUUUUAGGGAAUGGAUACGAAUCUCUUGUUUUGCCUCACAAAGUUAGCGAAUCUCUCCAGUUAACAUCGGACCCCCCAAAAGAGGUUAUAGAUAAAUUGCUUCACAAUCUACAACUUGAUGAUGCCUCACUGGAAGAUCCGAAACCUGAAACUGAGAAAUGGAUCCGUUGCCUCACGAGGAACGCUAAAGAUCGUGGCAGGACUGAUGUUGUUAAGUAUUUAAGAGAAAUCAUGCCAGCAGGGACAGCAGGUAAGCAAGCUGGGAUGGUGAGUGGUUCUGAAACGCGUUUUCGUACGGAAUUAAGACACAAGAAAAGCCUGAAAAAGUCGUUCAUUCUUCAUUCUAAACGAAAAUUGGAUAGAACAUAUCCAGAAAACGGUUUUGAUUUCUUUUUGCAUGUAAUAAAGAGAAAUAACUUCGCCACUUUAAAUUUCAACCAAAACUUUCAAAACUGCUGAGCAAAGUUAAACGCACAUCUGUAAGUGUCGAUGGGGUGAUGACCUUUACGGCUUACUAUUGAAAUUUCGGAAAAAAAUUUACGGCUAACAGUUAACUUUUUUCCGCUUCGGUAAAAUAAACAUAUUUUAAGGUUAACCUUUUUUAAUUAUUAAAGGCAAGAGAAAAUAAACAGGUUACUAUCUCUUGUAAGCGGUUAAGAGCGGCCAAUUCUCCACCUUACGGCUGAUUCACGGCUAAUGGUUAACCCCAUCGAGACCCUCUAAGUUUCUUUUCAGACCACCAGCCAGUGGUAUGCCUUUCAAAUGUACUUUUCAUAAAUAUUGCUGUUCUUUAUUCCAGGUCCAAUGCUGCCCGAAACCCUCCUAGUCCAAAAUAUUCCAAAAACUCGGCUAAGAGAGCUGACAAUUGACCUCAGCGGUGAGGCUUUGAAGCAAAGAAUUAAGAUAUUUUUACAUAAUAUGGGGUAGAUUAGUAUGUCAAAUCAUAAGCGUUCAAAUUAAACUCCUUCUCCUUCCCUCUUUCCUUUGUUUCCUUCUCUCCUCUGCUGACUUAUUUAUCUCACUCGCUCACUCACUCACACAUUUACACUCUCCUCACCACUAUCUUCAUAUUCCCGGAAAUAAUUCCUAUACCCUUCCCCCUUCUCUGGAUGGAAGAUAUCCUCCCCACUGAGGAGCCUGUGAGCAACGUCUCCUUAUUGGAUCUAGUGGACCUAUCGUUCACUUAAAUGAUUUUGUUCAUAUUAAUUACAAUUAGAAUGGUUUCGUAAAAAUUGAAAAAGGAAGGAAAGGAAAAGUAAUAAAAAAAGGACAGGGCAGGACGGAGAGGAAAAGUCGUAUUCGCCUUUGUGUUACUUUUUUAUGACCAAUCUGUCUUGUGGGCAAAAUCAUGCCUAACGAAAAAAAUGUUUAGUAAUGUUCCCUCAUCGGAAACAUUAGCUGAGUGUUUUGAAACAUUCAGCCGAAAUUUGUAAGGGAAAGGGUCCAGGGCAGAUGGAAACAUCUUUUGAACGUGUUUCAAUGAUUAUUCUUGUAGGUCGAGACGAUUGGGAGCUAUUUGCUGAGAAACUAGGACUGACCCCCGCGGAGAUACGUUUUUUGGACAAGCGCACAAGGAACCAAGUGUUGGAAGUUUUAAUUUUCGCUUCACAAAAAUAUCUUAUAACUGUGGGAGAUCUCUAUGACCUUUUGAAAGACUGUGGGCUGCCUGCAAUUGCCGACUUUCUUUGA
This is a messenger RNA of Pocillopora meandrina, 16769 nucleotides long. NCBI's taxonomy places the organism in Eukaryota, Metazoa, Cnidaria, Anthozoa, Scleractinia, Pocilloporidae. The record is from the annotation of a GenBank genome assembly.